Molecule: messenger RNA, 945 nt
Organism: Chionomys nivalis (European snow vole)
Lineage: Eukaryota; Metazoa; Chordata; Mammalia; Rodentia; Cricetidae
Product: olfactory receptor 8K3-like
Exons: 1
Coding region: 1-945 (314 amino acids)
Biological process (GO): sensory perception of smell; G protein-coupled receptor signaling pathway
Cellular component (GO): membrane
Molecular function (GO): odorant binding; olfactory receptor activity; G protein-coupled receptor activity
Source: RefSeq, a predicted model, not a curated record
AUGCAGACCCACAACCUCACAGUGAUGACUGAGUUCAUCCUGAUGGGCAUCACUGACCGUCCUGAGCUGCAGGCACCAUUGUUCGGACUUUUCCUCAUCAUCUAUCUGAUCACAUUGAUUGGCAACUUGGGCAUGAUCGUCCUCACCAUGGUGGAUUCCAGGCUGCAAACACCCAUGUACAUCUUUCUCAGACACCUCGCUACUGUAGAUCUUGGUUAUUCAACUUCUGUGGGGCCCAAAAUGUUAAGAAAUUUUAUUGUAGAUCAGAAUACAAUACCAUUUUAUUUUUGUGCUACCCAAAUGUGUUUCUUUGAUAUGUUCAUCAUUGUUGCUGAAUUUUUUAUUCUCUCUGCAAUGUCUUAUGACCGUUAUGUGGCCAUUUGCAAACCACUCCUCUACACUGUCAUUAUGUCACAAAGAGUAUGCUGGACACUGGUCACCAUUCCCUACCUCUAUGGUAUAUUUGUCUCACUUCUGCUUACCAUAAAGAUUUUCACUGUGUCCUUCUGCGGCCCCAAUGUUAUCAGACAUUUCUACUGUGAUGGUCUCCCCUUGUUGUCUUUGGCCUGCUUAAAUACUCAUGAAAUUGAGGUGAUAAUUUUAAUAUUAUCAGCUUUUAAUUUGCUUUCUUCUGUUCUGGUGGUCAUUGUGUCCUAUGUAUUCAUCCUUGCAGCUAUUCUCAGGAUGAACUCAGCUGAGGGCAAAAGUAAGGUUUUCUCUACCUGUGGGUCCCACCUGACAGUAGUCGCUGUCUUCUAUGGGACUUUGAUAUUCAUGUAUUUGCAGCCUAUGUCCAUUCAUUCCUUUGACACUGAUAAAGUGACUUCCAUAUUUUACAGUCAAGUUAUACCUAUGCUGAAUCCCUUAAUCUAUAGCUUGAGGAACAAAGAUGUAAAAGAUUCCCUUAAAAAAACAGUGGAAAAACUAUGCAAUAUUGUGUGGUAG